Paracoccidioides lutzii Pb01 is the source of this 2094-nucleotide messenger RNA. RefSeq lists its product as hypothetical. Bases 1 to 2094 code for a protein of 697 amino acids. Gene Ontology annotation, molecular function: catalytic activity. The record is from RefSeq and is a predicted model, not a curated record. Gene Ontology annotation, biological process: nucleoside metabolic process. The transcript has 2 exons.
AUGAGAGAGGGCAAAAUCAUUGGCUACCGCCUUCUAACAUUCGCAGCCCUCUCGACUCUUAAAUUCCCCAUCCCGCGCCUCUUCCCUGAUCCGAACGACACCAACGCUUAUGUUUUAGGAAGUCUUAAUGGCCAUAACCUCGUAGUCGCGUGCCUGCCCUUCGGCGUGUAUGGAACCACUUCGGCUGCUACCGUCGCUAUUCAGAUGCUCGCAAGCUUCAAGUCUGUCCGGUUCAGCUUGAUGGUUGGCAUCGGGGGAGGAGUGCCGAGCACCAAGGAAGAUAUUCGUUUUGGAGAUAUUGUUGUGAGCAGGCCGACGGCGGCCCGGCCGGGCAUCAUUCAGUACGAUUUUGGAAAGAAAUGCGCAGAAGACCAGUUUACCAGUACGGGGGUGUUGAAUAAACCGUCAACCCUACUCCUCACGGCCGCAGGCAAGGUCGAGACGAAUAAUAUUCUCGGCGAAAGUCAAAUACCCCGUUACAUCUCCAAGAUUGUGCAAAAGGACACCCUCAUUUUUGCCCAUCCAGGCCCGGAACAAGACGUCCUCUUUGAGUCGGACUAUGACCACAUCACCGAGUCCGGAGAUAGCGCGUGCAAUCAUUGCGACCCCAAUAGAGUGCGACACCGGCCUCCGCGAGGGACCCAGAACCCUAAAGUCCAUUAUGGCCUGGUUGCAUCCGGCAACCAGGUGAUGCGGCAUGGCUCGACACGGGACAAGUUGGCGCGCAAGUAUGGGAUCCUCUGUUUCGAGAUGGAGGCGGCCGGCUUGAUGGACAUCGCCCAAUGCCUGGUUAUCCGGGGAAUCUGUGAUUAUGCAGAUUCGCACAAGAAUAAGCGCUGGCAAGGCUACGCCGCCGCUGCCGCCGCUGCCUAUGCGAAGGAGAUCCUGUCGUUGAUCCCCACAGUCCCAAAGCCAGUUCAUUUGGCAUCCAUCACAGAUUCGGUGGUCGCUCCCGUUCUCGAUGCUUUGCUCUUGACCAGACCCGAGGUUGAUCGAAGUUCUCUCAUCGCAUUGAAAGGACGGAGGGUUGGCGGCACCUGCGAAUGGCUCAUACGGCAUCCUAGUUUUCAAGAGUGGCUGGAAGGUGCCGAUCCACCUCUCCUCUGGAUCUCAGGGGGCUCUGGAAAAGGGAAAACUAUGUUGGCCAUUUACAUCACCGAGGAGUUCCAGCCAGUGGUGGACUCUGCCCAAGGAGUUCUCCUAUAUUACUUCUGCAGUAACCGCGACAAGAACCGGAACACAGCAGUGACCAUCAUGAGAGGCGUGAUACACCAAUGGCUCAGCUUCCAUCCCCACCUGGCGCAACAUAUUCAGAACUACUUCGAUGGGUCUGAAACGACCAAAUAUACGAUUUCUAGCUUUAUCUGCCUGUGGAAGCUUUUCCUGAUCCUGCUUCGUCAGAGCAGCUCUUGCCAGGUGAUGUGUGUGCUGGACGGCCUGGAUGAGUGUGAAGACGAGACCCUGAAGCAGCUCCUUGACGUCCUGGGAGAAUAUUUCUUGGAAUCUGAAGAGAAACCAAGGGUAUGUCUGAAGAUCAUCCUUCUUUCCCGCCCCCAACCAGGACUUUUAGAGAGCAAACUCCGUCGAUUCCGUCGGAUCAAACUCGAAGACUCGGAUAUGGAAGUUCGGAAAGAUGUUGAAAAAUACAUCUCGGCCAAAGUUGCUGAACUGGCAUCCGAGCAAAUCCUUUCAGAGGAUAGGCUCCUGCAGGUUCGGCAGGCCUUGAUGGCCAGCGCCGAGGGAACCUUCUUAUGGGUCGGGUUUGUUGCGGAUGAGCUCAAGGGGAGGAGUUGGCUCAAAAUCAAUGACAUUCUUCGUGGUGUGCCCAAUGGCCUUGGUGGAAUCUAUCGGCGGUUGCUUCGACAAGUCGAAGACAAAGAAAAACUGGUACCCAUUCUCCAAUGGGUUGAUCUCGCCGCCCGACCCAUGACAUUGGACGAACUGGCAGUGGCGGUGGAGAUCAAGGGGUCUGAUGCCCUGACACCAGCCGAAAUCCUAAAGGAUCAGCUUUCAUCUUGUGGGAUGUUGAUAAAAAUCGAUGGAGAUGUGGUCAAUCUUGUCCAUGAGUCGGCUAGGGAGUUCUUUUCAGAGUGA